This is a messenger RNA of Mytilus trossulus (common blue mussel), 8639 nucleotides long. Its product is annotated as cation-independent mannose-6-phosphate receptor-like. The transcript has 43 exons. The record is from RefSeq and is a predicted model, not a curated record. Gene Ontology annotation, biological process: lysosomal transport. Gene Ontology annotation, molecular function: D-mannose binding; signaling receptor activity. NCBI's taxonomy places the organism in Eukaryota, Metazoa, Mollusca, Bivalvia, Mytilida, Mytilidae. The coding region runs from base 29 to 7237 and encodes 2402 amino acids.
AUUCCGAAUGGACUUAUGAGCAGGAAAAAUGUAUUUGGUUGUAUUUAUUGUUGUUUUAUUAAAUAUUUUUCAAGUUGAAAGUUGUGUAAUCAACGGUGUUAACUUUACAAAACUCGACAGUUUUGGUCAAUGGAAGUCAGCUUCAGAUGAUAGAAACACCUCGUACAUGAUUAAACUAUGUAACAGUUUGUCAACAAGUGAUAGCAUUCCUGGUUGUCACAGUAACACGCAUAUAUGUAUGACACGAAAGAAUGAUCCAAAAUUUACCAAACCAUUGUCAACUGGUAACUCAACUGAGUCUGGUUUACCAAACAAUGCCAAACAUAAUGUAACUGGAGAAGUUUGGUUUAUUGCUGCUGGAGAUCCUUGUCCUGAUGAUCCGACUGAAAACCUAACAUCAAUUAUAAAUUUUAGAUGUGGGCUCACAAUGGGGUCUCCAGUAUUUGUAGAAUAUUCCUCAUGUACAAGUUAUUUUGAGUGGCAGACUGUGUUUGUUUGUAAGGAUGUCCUAAAAACAGCUGUAAAAGAAGUUCCAUGCUAUGUUUAUGAUGAUGACAAUGAGAAAUAUGACUUGACACAGCUUAUUAAACCAGAGAGUGGUUAUCUGGUGGAUUCUACAGAAGGAUGGGACUUUUAUAUCAACGUCUGUCGAGAUAUCACUGCUGGGGCAGCAACAGCUAAAUGCCCAAAAGGAUCAGGUGCAUGUCGUAUCCAUGGAGAUACAGUGAAUGACAUGGGUCAGCCAGACAAGAAGUUAAAAAGAAACAUAAAUGGAAACCUAGAAUUACGUUAUUCAUCACAGCAGAAUGUGACAGGGUGUACAGUACAUCCUUCUACUGCCAUAGAAUUUAUAUGUCCUAAACAGGGAGGGAGUAAAGAUCCGGUUUUAAUCUCUGAUUUCAACUGCCAGUAUAAAAUUGAAUGGUAUACAGAACAUGCAUGCAAAGAGUCUUUUAUAACCAGUAAAACUUGUAGAAUUACACAGGAGGAUAGAAAUAUAGAUAUUAACCUUUCACCUCUGACCCAUGACAAAGCGAGUAACCAUCCAUAUGAAGCACUAGAUUUGCCAAAAAAUCAGUAUUGGAUUAAUAUUUGUGAAGAUAUAGGGAUUCAGUGUCCAGAUAGUGACCAUGUCAAAGGUGUUGCGGCUUGUCAGACUUAUUUAGGGUCGUCAACAGUGGCACAUGUGUUAGGAAAGACAGAUAAAAUGUUGUUAAGGUAUGCUGAUGGAGACUUGACCUUGACCUACAGAGGUGGUGAACCAUGUCCUCAUUCUCAUUUCAAGAGAGCAACUGUCAUUAACUUCAUAUGCAAUGCAACAGCAGAUCAUAAUGGAAGUGGAUGGCCAAAGUUUGAUUAUGAAUAUGAGUGUACAUACUACUUCAAGUGGGAAACUAAGUAUGCUUGUUUAAAUCAUCCUGUCGAUGCUGAGUGCCGUGUCAACUACAAUGGGAAGAGAUUUGACCUUUCACCUCUAGUCAGACAUUCUGGUAUGAAUUGGGAAGUUUUGGAUGUGGAUAGAAACAAUAAAAAGAACAGAUAUUUUAUAAACAUGUGUAAUGACUUGUUAUUGGCUGGUGAUGCUGCAAGAUGUCAUCCAGAUACUUCUGUGUGUUUGAUAGAUGAUCAGAGUAAAGUACACAAUCUAGGAUCCUAUACACAGAACCCUGCCUAUGAUAAUUCUACUGGAACUGAUUUACUACAAAUAACAUUUACUAAUGGUGAUCUAUGCCAGGCUGGAAAUAAAAGGAAGAAAUCAAUUGUCACAUUUGUAUGUAAACCAGGUGAUUUAGAAAGUGGACCUGUAUUUAUUCGGAGCUCAUUAGAUGAGUGUAUAUAUGAAUUUGAAUGGUAUACUGCCUCAGCUUGUAUACUGUUACAUUCCACAGGGGACCAGUGUAGAGUUUUUGACAAACAAGCAGGCAUAAACUUUGAUCUCAGCAAACUGACCAAGCCAAGUAAAGAGUAUUACAAUGUAACCACUGACAAAUACUUCUAUCUGAUGAAUGUGUGUGAUAAAGUGGAUGGUGUUCAAUCAUGUGGAACAACGUCUAAUCCAGGUGUAUGUCAGGUCAGCAAGGCUAGUAAUGGAAAUUCUUUCAACAUAGGAAAAUCUACAGGAAAACUGAAUUAUUAUGAUGGUAUGAUCAAUUUAACAUACACAAACGGAGAUGCAUAUCAUGUUACCCCAGCCCACAAUCGUACAACUGAAAUAGCUUUUCUGUGUGACAGAGGUGCAGGAGUCGGCCAUCCAGAAUUUGUUGAAGAAAAAGAUUACUAUUAUAACUUUAAAUGGUUUACAUCCUAUGCCUGUCCAAACCCACCAAUCGAAUGUACUGUUACAGAUUCGUUAGCCAAUCAACAGUAUGAUCUGUCUAGCUUAGCAAAAUCAGGAGACCAAGGUAAUUGGGAGAUCUUAGAUGACCACAAUCCUAACCAUAAAACCAAGUAUUACAUCAAUGUAUGUAGACCUGUCAAUCAAGUUGGGAUAGGUAAAGGAUGUGCCACCUUUGCUGCUGCCUGUCAAUCUAAGUUUGAUAAAAAUGGACUGGAAGUGAUCGAUGCUACCUAUGCUAAUCGUGGAGAAAUAACUAAAGGUCCACAGAUUGAGGGUAAUGGAAGACUGUAUCUGCAAUAUAAAACACAAUCUAAAUUGUGCACAGAAGAUAAUGGACAGAAGUCACCAUUUUUAACUACUAUUCAUUUUGUCUGUACUAAAGGGGCCCUGACAAGAGGCCCAAAUAUUCCUGUUCAGAUAGGUAAUUGUGAAGAGUCUAUUAUCUGGGAGACAGAAGCAGCCUGUCCAUUAGCAAUAGCAGAGACAGAUACCUGUACUGUUAAAGAUCCUAAUUCAGAAUACAUGUUUAACUUAAAUCCACUUAAAAAGAAGGGCGACACUGACUUCUACAAAGUAAUGAAUGUUGCCAAUGGGAAAACAACAACUUAUAGGAUAAAUGUGUGUGGAGAAAUUUCUACAACCAAUUGUGCAAAGACAAUGAAUUUCUCAUCUACAAUAUGUGAAGAGAAAACUGGGGGCAUUAAACAAGGAAUAGCCAACAUGCAUAACUAUAAACUUUAUUUCUCUGAUGAUGGACAACUGACUCUUAAUUAUUAUGGAGCAAGAAAUGGUGUAACAGGUAAAGUGACAGAAGUUAUUAUCCUGUUUCUAUGUAAACAAGAUGUAGAAUAUGGAGUACCUAUAUUUGAAAAGAAGGAGGAGGAGAAAUAUUUCUUCAAGUUUGAAACUGCUCUUGCAUGCAGUCCACAGCCUGUUGAUUGUGUAGCUCAGGAUAGUUCAGGGCACCAGUAUGACUUGUCUAAUCUAGCUAGAAUACAUGACUGGAAGGUACCAGAUCCAAGACCAGGUCACACUGAUCUGGCCUAUUACAUCAAUGUUUGUAGACCAAUCAACACAAUACAAGGAACUUCAUGUCCAGGAGGUCCUGUUGGUGGAUGUCAGGUAUCAACACAUGGAGGGGCUUUUAACAUGGGAUAUAUACAGUCCAAACCAGUAGUGGUUGGCGAUGGUACUUUGGUGAUAAGGUACAGAAAUGGAGAUAUUUGUCAUGCUGGUACAAAAAGACAAGCACAUAGAAGUACAAGGAUAACAUUUAUGUGUUCAUUAGUAGAGCAUGACCCAGUUUUUGAAGGCGAGACAGAGGAAUGUGAAUACAUCUUCCAUUGGAUGACACCAAGCGCAUGUAAACAAAAUCCAUCAAAAAUUGGAAAGGACUGUAAAGUUGUUGACACACUAUACAACUAUGAAUUUGAUCUGAAUGUCCUGAAAAAAGAUACAGAUUAUAGUGUGACAGCUGGAGAAUUCUCCUACUUACUGAACAUCUGUCAGGGUGUGAAGACAGCAAACACUGGUUGUGGAUCUAAUACAGCUGUUUGUCAAACAAAACCAGCAGAUAAAAAUUUUCAUAAAGAUUCAGGUAAUGUGAAUGCUGCUUUGAUGUAUGAUGAAGGGGAGAUUACUCUUACAUAUAACGAAGGAGAGCCAUGCCAUAAUGGUAAAUUCAAAAGGAAAACAAUCAUCACAUUCUCAUGUGACCAGUCUGUUACUGGAAGAGAUGGACCACAUUUCAUCAAUGAAACAUCGGAUUGUAUCUAUCAGUUUAUAUGGCCAACCAGAUAUGCCUGUCCUCCAUUUAGAACUGGAGAAUGCACAGCACAGGAUUCAGUUUCUGGGAAGACCUUUGACCUUUCAACCUUAGCCAUGACUGACAACAAUUAUGAGUAUAUUGAUUACACCAAAAAGAAGAAGUAUAUCUUUAAUGUCUGUAGAAGUCUAGUGCAUAAGAAAGGUCAGAUCUGUCCAUUUAAUGCAGCAGCAUGUGAAAUUGAUUAUCAAAGUACAAAUAACACAUAUCACAAUCUUGGUGAAGUCAAUGCACAACAGGUUUUAGUGGAUAAUGGCAAAGUGGAGUUAUUCUACACCAAUGGAGAAUUGUGUGAGGAUGGCAAAACUAAAGUGUCAACACGGGUUAUAUUCUACUGUAGUCAGUCAGUUAAGGACUCACAUCCUGGUGGACAUUUUAGAGUUGGUUGUGAGCACCAUUUUGUAUGGUCUACAGAAGCUGGAUGUCCUAUCACAGAAACAGUGGGAAAUAAUUGUACUGUUACCAACCCAGAAACAGGUCAUGUCUUCAAUUUGAAUGGUUUAUCACAGAAAGUGUUCUCAUUAGAGGACAAGAGAGGACAUACAUUUGAUCUACAGAUCUGUAAAGCUUUACAGACUCCAGACUGUGCUGGGACCUCUGGUGCUUGUCAGAAAGAAAAGUUAGGGUUGAAGAGAAAAUGGAAUGCAGGGAAUGCUAACAGUAAACUAGUGUUAGAUGAUGACAUCCUGAUGCUAAAUUAUACUGGGGGAACUUCUUGUCAUCACAACACAUUCCAGAGAAAUACUGUUAUCAACUUUGUGUGUUCUAAAGAUGCAGGGCAGGGAACACCAGUGUUUGUUGAUGAAUCGGAUGACUGCACAUAUUUUAUACACUGGAAAACUGAACUAGCUUGUGAAGAAAAGAUACUUUGCUCAGCAGAUAUAGGAAAGGACAAAACCUUUGACUUGAGUCCAUUAAUCAAGAGAUCUGGACACCAUUUGGUCUUACCAUCUUCAUCACAGGCCACAAACGAGACAUUUUAUAUCAAUGUGUGUGAACCUUUAAACCCAAUCUAUGAUACCUUGUGUCCACCAGGAGCAAGUGCUUGUUCUGUCAAAGCAGGGAGUAAACCUAUUAGCUUGGGUAAAUUAAAAGCAAGACCAUAUAAUGACACAAAGACAGGAAAGAUAACAUUAGAAUAUAUACAUGGUAAUAAAUGCCCUUCAAAUGAUAAUCAGAAUGCAUCAACUAGGAUUGUAUUUAACUGUAAACCAGGCCCUGAACAGGGUGAACCCCGUCUUGAGUCUAUCUCAGCAGAUUGUGUUUAUAACUUUGUAUGGGAUACUAAUGUUGUAUGUCAAGAAAGUGACAUACAAGUGCCAGUGUCCUUAAAAGAUUGUGUCUACAAAGAUGAUUCUGGACUAUAUAUAGACCUGAAGGACCUGAAGACUGAUACUCCUAUUGAGGUUCAAAACACAGAAAGUGGAAAGACAGUGAAAUACUUGGUGAAUAUUUGUGACAAAGUAAAAACAUCAACCCCUGGCUGUGGUUCUACAUCUAUAUGUAAAGUGGAUGGGACCAAAGGUUUCCAAUAUGGAAGUGUUGGCAGUGGGACUUUUACAAAACUUGAUGGAGAUCUACAAAUGUACUUUAGUAAUGGAGAUACUUGUCAAGGUACUACAAAAAGUUCUGGAAUGAUACAGUUUAAGUGUGAUCCAGAUGUACCAAUAGGAAAACCAGAAAUUUCAUUUAUUAAACCUUGUCAAGCAGCGUUUACUUGGAAUACCAGACAGGUGUGUCCUAAUGUAGCUGAUAGUUGUUCUCUUAGUUAUGGCGGCCAUAUUUAUGACCUAAAUAUCCUGUCCAGUACAACAAAAUCAUGGCAAGCAAAAGAUUCUGCAGGGAACCAAUAUUGGCUAAAUAUAUGUGAAGGAGUUCAUAGCAACCUGAAAUCAGAAAGCUGCCCAGCUACAGCAGCUGGCUGUAGAAAAACAAAAUCUGGUAUAAUAGAUACAUUGGGACUGAUUUCUACACAGAAACUCACAAUGGAUGCUGAUGGUAAAACAUUAGUAUUGGAAUACUCACAUGGAAAUUCAGCUUGUUCACAUGCCAAAAGAAGAAGUGACAAUCUUCUGGCUAAAGUUGUUGUUAGAUUUGAAUGUGGGAAUACAGUGGGAGGUCCUGUGUAUGUACCUGGAAGUGACAGUAAUAGUUGUGUGUUUGAAUUUAAAUGGAAAUCUCAUGUGGCAUGCAGAGUAGAAAGAGAAGAAAUUGGAGUAAAAAAUAAUAAUACUAUUACUGAUCCAAGAUCUGGUGGAAUAAUUCAUCUGGAUAAACUUACAAUAAAAUCAUACACUUUAUCGGAAGGAAAGUCAACCUACUACAUAGACACUUCAGGACAAGCCAAUGGUUGUACUAGUGCUGUUGUUUGUAAACGUGUAGCUAAUAUUGAAGGAGGCAUGAAUAUAGGCCAACGCAAUAACAGAAAGUUUUAUAUUGAAGAUGAUGUUUUACAAGCUGAAUACUCAUCAGAUCAAGAAUGUGAACAUGAUAAAAGUAAAAAAUCGAAAAGUAUCAUACAGUUCCAUUGUAAUUCUAAAGAGUCUUCACCAUACCUCCUGUCAGAAUCAAGAGAUUGUGUGUAUCUAUUCAUAUGGGAAACACCUCAUACAUGCAUAACUCCUCAAGUUGUAAUCCAGACACCUGCUUCUACUGGAUCUAACACAGGAAAUAAUGCUGCCCAGGCAAAUAAUAAUAAAAAAGACGAAUCAGGAUCAGGAAAGAUUGGUAUAAUAGUUGCUGUAUUCUCAGUAGCUAUUCUUGUGUGUGUUUUACUGAUCAUAUUCCAUAAAGCAGAAAGAAGAUCAGCAUUUAAAGCAAAGAUCACAAGUAUUUUUAGUAGAGAUGGAAGAGAGAGAGCUCUUUAUAAUAGUUUACCAAGUGCAGAAGAUGAAGAUGAAAACAACGAUGAUGAUGAAGUUGUUUUAUUAACACAUGAAGAACAGAUGUCCAGUAGAAUAGAAUCUGCAGACGGUCAAACACAUGAUUUAACAGAUGACGUUAAAAUAUUAAAUCCUUUUGCAGACGCUGAAGGAGGUUACCAUGACGAUAGUGAUGAAGAUCUGUUAGCAUGAUCUCUAUUUGUUAAUGUAUUUGAUUUUUUAAAAACUAAAUGUGGUGUCCAAUGUUUAUAAAAUGUGAUUGUUUAUUUCCAUAAAAGAUAUUUCGUCUUUUUUGGAUAAAUUUGUGUUGACUGUGAUACAAAGAUGAUUAUUUAAAUACAGUGUAACCUGUCUCAUCCGACACCUAAGUAUUCCAACAUCCUGCUUUAACUGACACAUUUUCAAUGUCCAAAAAUAUGUCAUACCUUGCAGAAAAAACCCUGAGUAUUUCGUCACCCUGUUUAAUCCUGCAUUUUUUUCUGGUUCCCCAAGUGUGUCGGAGUACACAGGUUACACUGUAGUAUAUAUUGCGGGAAAAUAUGUGGUCAUACUAAUAAAAAAACCUUAUACAUGCACAUGAAACCAUUGUAAAAUAUCUACAGCAUUUCUUUAAAAAAAUAUACCACAUGAGAUCUGUUCAAUUAAUUUUGUAUAUAAGCAGAAAUGAUUUCAUUUACAAUGAGACACUCUUUGUUUUUUGUUUUUUUAUUGAAAAAUUAAGGAAAUAUAUAUUCGAGUAUUCAGGUAGGAAAGACACUUUCACAAAAUCUUGCUUACAUUAUUUUGCUAUGAUUUAUGUUGUAUUUUAUUGAUCUGAAUAUUUUUUUGAGGUGAACAUAGUCUUUGCUAUAUUUAUUUAAAUUUGGGAAUGGGGUAUGUGAAUUUGGGAACAAAAUCAUCUCACUCUGUCUUUUUUAUAAUCAACAUGUUGUUUGCUUGUUGUUACAUGUUGAAAGUCAAUUACAUCAAAUUGUUUUGCAUUUUUGCUGACUGACCAUUUCUUCCGCAAUGAUUAGCUUUAAAAUCUAACUGUAUGAAGUGCUCAAGUAUCUUUAUGACUUGAUUUAUUAGUAGAUAAAAGGAACAGCUUAUUACAUUGCUGCUCUUGAUCUACACAGUUGUUUUAAUGUAUUAAAUAAUUAACCAAAGAACUAACCCAUGACAUUUAGAUUAACUUAGACCUUGGCUUAUAAUAAAUGAUUAUAAGUUAAGUUUUAUUUUACAAUAUUUGUUUAUUAUGACAGAAGCAAUUUAUCAUUUUAUUUAAGAAUUACCCUUAUAGAAUUUGGUUGUAGAGGUUGAUGUACAAUUCUCACAAGUUCAUCACACACACACUCUGUAUUCAUAUUAUUGUUCUCGGUAAUUCAUGUUAUAAUUUUCCAUAUUCAAUCUUAUUAUUUGAUUCAUCAAAAUGGCUCAGAAUGUUACAGGAUUUAUGAUGAAAAUAACAAGUCAUUGAAAUAAGAAUUGCUUUGCUGGAUAUUGCAUUACUACUUUUAAUUUAGCACUCUUUAUUUCAAAAGCUAUACAUUUUAAAACUGUUUUCCCACAGUUUACUUAUAAGAAAAACUGUUGGAUGAUUUAGAUUUAACUU